Messenger RNA from Pelecanus crispus (Dalmatian pelican), 1136 nucleotides. The record is from RefSeq and is a predicted model, not a curated record. NCBI's taxonomy places the organism in Eukaryota, Metazoa, Chordata, Aves, Pelecaniformes, Pelecanidae.
GCGGAUCGUUACCAGCGAUUGAAGGACGAAGUGGUGCGGGCUCAAGUGCAGCUACAGCUCUUCAAGCUUUAUCAUAACGAAGCAGAGAUCGAAAAACUCAAUAAGGAAUUGGGGUUGAAAAACCGGGAGAUCGAUAAAGACAAGAAGAGGAUGGAUCGGGUGGAGGAUGAGCUGAAGGAUCGCAAGAAGGAGCUGGGCAAGAUGAUGAGGGAACAACAGCAGAUCGAGAAGGAGAUCAAGGAAAAGGAUUCGGAGCUCAACCAGAAGCGUCCUCAGUACAUCAAAGCGAAGGAGAACACCUCGCACAAGAUUAAGAAGCUGGAAGCGGCCAAGAAGUCGCUGCAGAACGCGCAGAAGCAGUACAAGAAACGGAAGGGAGACAUGGACGAGCUGGAGAAAGAGAUGCUGUCGGUGGAAAAAGCGCGGCAAGAAUUUGAGGAACGGAUGGAAGAGGAGAGCCAGAGCCAAGGACGCGACUUGACGUUGGAGGAGAACCAGGUGAAGAAAUACCACCGGCUGAAGGAGGAGGCCAGCAAACGUGCUGCCACGCUUGCCCAAGAGUUGGAGAAAUUCAACCGGGAUCAGAAAGCCGACCAGGAUCGGCUGGAUUUGGAGGAAAGGAAGAAGGUGGAGACCGAGGCCAAGAUCAAGCAGAAGCUGCGGGAGAUCGAGGAGAACCAGAAGCGCAUUGAGAAGCUGGAGGAGUACAUCGCCACCAGCAAGGCAGUCCCCAAGGUCCCCCAGCCCUGUGAGCCCAUCUCCGUGCUCUUGAGACAGACCCUGAGGUGUCCCUUGUCCCCGUGGCCCUGUCCCCAUGCCCUUGAGGUGGUCCCCAAGUACAUCAAGGAGCAGCGGGGAGAGCCCGAAACCUUCCUGCCCCUCGAUUAUCUGGAGGUGGGAUCUGGGGACACCCCCACUUUUGGGGUCAUGGGGCUCCCUGGGGACCCCGAGAGGCACUGGAGGGUGAAGCCAACGGAUGAGAAGCUGCGGGAGCUGAAGGGGGCGAAGCUGGUGAUCGACGUGAUCCGGUACGAACCCCCCCACAUCAAAAAAGCCCUGCAAUACGCCUGCGGCAACGCCCUGGUCUGUGACAACGUGGAGGACGCCCGUCGCAUCGCCUUCGGGGGACACCAGCG